GCGAUGCCUUCCUAUCCGACGUCAGUAUCUCUCAGAGCCUUGUUUUAAGCACUUCCGGCCCGCGGUCUUUUGUUUCCGGUGACGCAAACAAGUGAUAAAACGAGCAAGCUUACAAAGGGAACAAAAUGGCAAUCAAAGAAAAUUCCGAUAAAAGAGAUAAAAAAGGUCAUGGUGGAGUAAACCAACUCGGAGGUUGCUUUGUCAACGGUCGACCUCUACCUGAUGUUGUUCGACAGAGGAUUGUCGAGUUAGCCCACCAAGGAGUUCGACCCUGUGAUAUUAGCCGACAGCUCAGAGUCUCACAUGGCUGUGUUUCUAAAAUACUCUCUAGAUAUUAUGAAACUGGAAAUUUCAAAGCCGGGGUUAUCGGAGGAAGCAAACCAAAAGUUGCCACCCCUCAUGUAGUGAACGCAAUCGCAAAGUACAAGAGGGAGAACCCAACGAUGUUCGCUUGGGAGAUCAGGGACAGGUUGGUCACCGACGGGGUGUGUCGUAAAGACGGAGUGCCGAGUGUCUCGAGUAUAAACAGGAUUGUACGGAACCGAACUCUGAUGCGAGGAGUUGCAGAAGAUUUCUCAGAUAAUUCGGAGGAUUACAAACCUGAACUCCACAAUCAAAAUAUCUACUCCCCCACAUCAUACUCACCCUACUCCCCCUCAACAUACUCCCCCCAGGCACUCCCCUUCUCCCCCAACACCUCUUUCUCUCCCCAACCCAGCUCUCAGUCUCCCAACCCUCCUCAGUACUCUAAUCAGUCUCAGUAUCAACCCCAGUCUAAUCAAUCCAUGGUUUACUCUGAAAAGCAGAAUCAUUCGAUCAAUUAUUCAGAAAAACCGUCCCAGUCGAUCAGUUACUCGGAUAAACCGACUCACUCGAUCAAUUACUCGAUCAACAACCUGCUGAGCUUCAAGGAGAUGGAAUCCGGGUUGAAGACCGAGAUAGAGGAGGAGGAGAGGAUGAAGACUGAUAAACCUGCUGAAGGAUCUGCUCCUAUCCUUCUCUCGAGUAUCCUUGAACCCUUCCAGGAGAACAUGAUCAAUGUUCAACCCUACCACAUAGAUUCCUUCCAGCUCCUUCCUCCCCCUCCACAGUACUCGGAGAAGGGGAAUGAAUACCAUUACUACUUAGGUGGUUUAGAUGAGGAUGGGCAGAAAUAUGUAUCUCUGGAUCUCUCCACAAUGGAAGGAAAUGUUCCGGAAGUUCCGGUCCGAAUCCUUGAGCUUCCGGAACCAGGGUAUCAUGAUCUUCGUCCCGCCGUGAAGGAUUCAGAGCUUGACAGAAUAAUUUCUAUCCCACACUCUGACCAGCUUGCUAUAUCUGACUCUUAUUACGGGCUGAGCUCUUACUUCAAGGAUUACUCCUCUGCUCCCUACUAUUCUACAGCACAAACUCAGUAGAAAACUAGAUUCAGUAGAAACCCCGAAAUUUACAUUUUACAGCAUUAAAAUUUACACCUACUGAUUGGGCCCAAAUUAAAGCAAUUUAUGUAAAUAAGCGGCAAUCACGGCAAUUUCCCAAUUUCUUGAAUGCAAUCUGAUCUGACAAAGGACAAAUAAACCCACGGGCUGUAUCUAUCUAAUAUCUCAUGUAUAUUAUUGUAAAGUACAAUUCAAACUAUAAAAAGACAACAAAAUCGAGCUUUUUUCAAGGAUCGUUGCUUUGGGAUUUGAGCUUUAACCAUGGAUUGAGAACUUGAAUAAAUCACGCACCAAAGAAAAACCAAACAGGCAUGAAGGCUUCAAGGCCCUAGUGCCGCUUAUAUAUAGUGCUUUAUUGUGAUAAAAACAUUUAUUUAUCUAUAUGAUUGUAAAUAGACAACUUAAUUAAGUUUAUUAUUAAUGUUAAGCAAUGUUAAUCAAAUUUUUUAUUAUUUUGAAUCUGAUUGUUAUAAAAAAACUUAAUCUUAAUGCAAAUUUUAACCAUAUUAAAUCAAUUGAAUAAUCCCCAACCUUGUCUUUCUCAUUAGUGGAUGCCUACAUUUUAGUUUUAAUAAGUUCUUGCCACUUACUCUGAUUUAUAAACUUCUUUAUCUCUGCAGCCCGAGGUCGCAGAUUGUUCAUAUUAUAAACCAUGAAUUCUGUUUGAUCAAAUAAUCUAAGUUGAUUUGAAUAAUUUAACUUGAUAAGUUUUUGUCACACUUUUAACCAAUAAUUUCCAAUUAACAAUUUCUUGUCACAAAUUAAAGCAAUGAAUCCCAGUUGACUGUAAAUACUCUAGUGCAUGCUUGAAUACUUGUAAUUAUACGUAAUCAGUAUUAUGCUUAUUAUCAAAUAUAUGAUAUACGUCCAA
This is a messenger RNA of Eurytemora carolleeae, 2289 nucleotides long. Its product is annotated as paired box protein Pax-9. The transcript has 5 exons. The record is from RefSeq and is a predicted model, not a curated record. Gene Ontology annotation, molecular function: RNA polymerase II cis-regulatory region sequence-specific DNA binding; DNA-binding transcription factor activity, RNA polymerase II-specific. Lineage: Eukaryota; Metazoa; Arthropoda; Copepoda; Calanoida; Temoridae. Bases 126 to 1397 code for a protein of 423 amino acids. Gene Ontology annotation, biological process: anatomical structure development; regulation of transcription by RNA polymerase II.